Messenger RNA from Penaeus indicus, 1513 nucleotides. Its product is annotated as protein spaetzle 3-like. The transcript has 6 exons. Gene Ontology annotation, biological process: innate immune response; central nervous system formation. Gene Ontology annotation, molecular function: growth factor activity; Toll binding. The record is from RefSeq and is a predicted model, not a curated record. Lineage: Eukaryota; Metazoa; Arthropoda; Malacostraca; Decapoda; Penaeidae. Bases 515 to 1489 code for a protein of 324 amino acids. Gene Ontology annotation, cellular component: extracellular region.
AAGUAGGAAAUCCCCGGAAGUCCCGCAAAGUCCCACGAGGAAGCGCAGCAGGACGCGUCUGCAGGUGUGCUUGGCGCGCGUCGGACGCCUCGCGGCCCCGCCGUCGUCACUCGGGUUCCGAGAAGCUAGGGCGCAUCCGCGGAGAUCCCCGGUGGACUCGACGCUCCACUCGCGGGCGGGGAGCGGACCGGAAGUGAGCUGUGGAGUGUGAGUUACCUGGGCCGAGCUCUCCUGCGCGCGGGGCAGUGCUCGGACCUCCUCCCGUGGCUGCGCAUGCGUCCCGACGGCAGCGAGGGCGAAGGCAUUCAAGGGAGAGACUCGCUCGCUGAGUUCCUUUGGUGCCAAGCCUCUUACGUUUGUUUUUGUUUUAGUAAAGGUGUUGUCAUAGAGUGUCUAAGUGAAAGAGAUAAAGAGUGCGAGAGAGAAGCGGCGCUUUGAAAGCAACAGAAGCCGCUGUAAAGUGAACAGUGAACACUCGCUCGCUCAAGAACAAGUUCCUGAUAAUUGGCGAACAAUGUCGUUCCACCCAGCGACCUUCAACCUCACGGUGUACGACCCCGCGCCCUUCUUCCACCAGCAGGCCCCGCCGACGGGCCGCAGCGUGUCCAGCUUCCCCGGCAGCGUCACGAGCCAGCAUCUGGACCGAGGCCACGACGACCCCAAGUUCCCCUUCAUGCCUUCGCUGCCCUCCGAGCUGCAGGGGCCCCUCGCCUUCAGGAACGGCUCGCAGGCGUCGCGCGCCGUCGUGCCGCGCCUCGCGCUGCCGGGCGCCACCAACAGCACCUUCGUCCAGCUACCGGUGUUGUGGACGGCGCUAAGCCUGGCACUCGGGGUGGAGGUCCAGGGAGAGAUCAUCCGGGGUCUGCCAUGCAUCCAGAGACACAAUCAGCUGUUUUGCCGCACAGCUGGUCCCUCUUACCCAACGGAAAAGAUCGAGCGGUUCAUCGACGAAAACAAAGCCCUUAUGCGAAGAAUGUAUGGCGAAUUCCUGGAUAAUUUCGACACUAUACAACAGUCGAUCCAGCAAUCCCAGAGUGGUGGUCGUACCUUCCGCACGGGUCGUUCCGCCGAGUCCUUCGCCGACCAGAUUCCCGAACUUAUGAUGGACUACCACUCGGACGACCAGCGCGGCGAGUCGUUCUUCAGUCACAUCCGCAGCAAGCGCCAGUCUCUCCCGGGCAGCAUCAACACCAAUCCGGAUAGAGCCGAUUCGUGCGAGAGCAAGACCGAGAUCGUGACCCCCUACUGGGCCAACAACUCGGCAGGCAAAGUGCGGGCCAUCGUCAACACCAAUGAGUUCUCACAGGCCAUCCACCAGGAGGUUUGCGUCAAGCAGUCGACGAAGAGGUGCGGGGGCGAGUGCGCGUGCGAGCAGAAGUACAAGUGGCACCGCCUCCUGGCCUACGACCCCGACAACGACUGCCGAGGAAUCUUCAUGGACUGGUUUCUCUUCCCCUCCUGCUGUUCCUGCCGGUGCACGCCUCUCUAAGGAUUCGUUUCUAGGACCGUUCCU